This is a messenger RNA of Camellia sinensis, 369 nucleotides long. Lineage: Eukaryota; Viridiplantae; Streptophyta; Magnoliopsida; Ericales; Theaceae. The record is from RefSeq and is a predicted model, not a curated record.
AUGGCUCCUAAAUGGGUUUUCAAUCUCCCAAUUACUUCCAAAGUUGAUGUUUAUAGCUAUGGGAUUGUUGUGUUGGAGAUGAUCACAGGAAGGAGCCCAACGGGAGUCCGCGACGCUAUUGAGGGUGAAGAAGAGAAGGGGUGUGAAAGAUUAGAAACUUGGGUGAGGAAGAACAUGAAUGGUUCAGAGGCAUUGUGGAUUGAAGAAAUAAUAAACCCUGUCAUGAUGGGGGGAUGUGAGAGGAGUAAGAUGGAAAAUCUGGUUAGGGUGGUUGUGCAAUGUGUGGAGGCAGGUACAGAUGCUAGACCCACCAUGAGAGAGGUGGUGGAGAUGCUUUUGGGCCAUGAGGAUAGCCAUGACACCGCCUAG